This is a messenger RNA of Otolemur garnettii (small-eared galago), 2107 nucleotides long. RefSeq names its product solute carrier family 23 member 3 (gene SLC23A3). Gene Ontology annotation, biological process: transmembrane transport. The record is from RefSeq and is a predicted model, not a curated record. NCBI's taxonomy places the organism in Eukaryota, Metazoa, Chordata, Mammalia, Primates, Galagidae. Gene Ontology annotation, cellular component: membrane. The transcript has 12 exons. Gene Ontology annotation, molecular function: transmembrane transporter activity. The coding region runs from base 16 to 1866 and encodes 616 amino acids.
AAAAGGCAGGGCAGCAUGAGCCGAUCACUCCCCCAUCCCAUGCAAGUCAGAUCGGUGGGCUCCCGGGAUGUUCUGACUCCCCUGCCGCUGCCUGCUCCUCGGAGUACCUCCUACUCUUGGGUGUCUCUUUGUGGGCCUCUACCCUGGGGCCUUAGCUGUCUUCUGGCUUUGCAGCAUAUCUUGGUCCUGGCAUGUCUGCUUUGUGCCUCCCAUCUGCUCCUGCUUCGCAGUCUCACCCCAGGAGGACUCUCUUACUCCCCUUCUCAGCUUCUGGCUUCCAGCUUCUUCUCAUGUGGUGUGUCUACUGUCUUGCAAACUUGGAUGGGCAGCAGGUUGCCUCUUGUCCAGGCUCCAUCCUUAGAGUUCCUUAUUCCUGCUCUUGUGUUGAACAGCCAAAAGCUACCUCUGGCCAUAGAGACACCUGCAAACUGUGAGCACAGAACAAGGGCAAGGGCCUCCCUCUUGCUGCACCUAUGUCGGGGGCCUGGCUGCCAUGGCCUGGAGUUCUGGAACACUUCUCUCCAAGAGGUGUCCGGAGCAGUGGUGGUGUCUGGGCUGCUGCAGGGUGCACUGGGGCUGCUGGGAAGUCCAGGCUGUUUGUUUCCCCACUGUGGGCCCCUGGUGCUGGCCCCCAGCCUUGUUGUGGCAGGGGUGUCUGCCUACAGGGAGGUGGCCCAGUUUUGCUCCACUCACUGGGUCCUGGCCCUGAUGGUUAUCCUGCUCAUGGUGGUCUGUUCUCAGCACCUGGGCUCCUGCCACUUACCCCGGUGCCCCUGGAGGCCAGCUUUGACCUCUUCAACUCACACUCACCUUCCUACCCUCCGGCUACUCUCGGUGCUGAUCCCUGUGGCCUGUGUGUGGAUUGCCUCUGCCCUUCUGGGUCUCACUGUUAUACCCUUGGAGCUGUCUGCCCCAUCCAAGGCACCAUGGUUUUGGCUGCCUCACCCAGGUGAGUGGGUCUGGCCCUUACUGACACCCAGGGCUCUGGCUGCAGGCAUCUCCAUGGCCUUGGCAGCUUCCACCAGCUCUCUGGGCUGCUAUGCCCUGUGUGGCCAGCUGUUGCACUUACCUCCUCCUCCACCACAUGCCUGCAGUCGAGGGCUGAGCCUGGAGGGGCUGGGCAGUGUGCUGGCCGGGCUGCUGGGCAGCCCCAUGGGCACUGCAUCCAGCUUUCCCAAUGUGGCCACAGUGAGUCUUAUCCAGGCUGGAUCUCGGCGAGUGGCCCACUUAGUGGGGUUGCUCUGUGUGGGACUUGGGCUCUCUCCCAGACUGGCUCAGCUCCUCACCACCAUCCCGCUACCUGUGCUUGGUGGGGUAUUGGGGGUGACCCAGGCUGUGGUUCUGUCCACUGGAUUCUCCAGCUUCCACUUGGCUGACAUUGACUCUGGGCGGAAUGUCUUCAUUGUGGGCUUCUCCAUCUUCAUGGCCCUGCUGCUACCAAGAUGGUUUCGGGAUGCCCCAGUCCUACUCAGCACAGGCUGGAGCCCCUUGGAUGUGUUACUGCACUCGCUGCUGACAGAACCCAUCUUCCUGGCUGGACUUUUGGGCUUCCUCCUAGAGAACACCAUUCCUGGCACACAGCUUGAGCGAGGCCUGGGUCAAAGGCUGCCAUCAUCUUUCACUGCCCAAGAGGCUCAGAUGCUGCAAAAGUCCAGGGAGAACACUGCUCAAGAGUACGAGCUUCCUUUCCCUAUCCAAAACUUGUGUCCCUGCAUUCCCCAGCUUCUCCGUUGCCUCUGCCCACUGCCUGAAGACCAUGUGGAUGAGGAAGGAGGGUCCUCUGAGCCAGGAGAGAUGUCAGAUUUGCUGCCUGGCUCUGGGGAACCAUGCCCUGAAUCAAGCAGAGAAGGGCUUAGGUCCCAAUAAUUACCAGGACUCCUCUUUCUGCUCUGGUUAGUUUAAUCUAAUUUCUAGCUUGCUAGAGAGUUACCUCCCAGGCUCUACUUUCUUUUAGGGAGAGGGUGUGUGUGUGUGUGUGUGUGUGUCUAACAUGAGUCCACAUAGAAUGCCCAUUUCCCCAACUGGGUGCGUUGCCUUUCCUUCUCUUAAUUUGGCCUGUUUCAGAGCAGAGGAUAUGGUUUAGUGGGCCAUGAAUAAAUGAAUGAGA